AUGUGGAGACCAGUAGCUGUCCCCUUUCAGAACUCCCAGCCUCUGUCUACUCUACCUAAAACAGAUGAAAUCCGCGCUUGCAGCAAUUUUCUACGAUUGGGAAGGCUAAGCUUUGGUUUAUCUGGAACGACACAUCCCAGAAGUUCCAGCCCCUCGACUCCAUCUUUGGCGCAAUGUGAGAAGGAUGAAAUCAUCGCAAAACUCGAACUAAUAUUCGACACAAUGCGAAAAGCCGAGUGUCUAUGGCCCGACUUUUUCGGAGGCCUGGGCGGGAGUGGCAUACAAUGCUACCUAUUCCAUAGGCAACAUGGUGAUGGGAAAUUUCUAGGGCCCUUCUCUAGCGAACCUGCCUUCGUUGCGGGCCUUGUCGAGCCUUGGUCGAAUGCAAUAAUCACCCAGACUACAAGGCUCUCUUUUACGAAAAAAAUACCUCCCUCCCGUCCUUCAAGGCCACCGGCCCACAUUGACGCAGGGGACGCUCAGCAGAAGAGCAUUAUGGUCGUGGAGAAUACAAGUCACCCAGGUGAUCAAGUGGGGCGAUCAUUUGACGUCGUACUGGUCGAUUGGAGAAUUCUGGCUGGUUUCCUGACUUCUGGGAAUUAUUUUGUGCAUCUUAUCCCCUUAUUUUCCAGUGGGAUGAAGACUGGCCCUGGCGAGUCCAGGAAUUUAUUCGAGUAUGGCCCGCCGAGAUGGCCGUAA
Molecule: messenger RNA, 699 nt
Organism: Penicillium crustosum
Lineage: Eukaryota; Fungi; Ascomycota; Eurotiomycetes; Eurotiales; Aspergillaceae
Exons: 4
Coding region: 1-699 (232 amino acids)
Source: RefSeq, a predicted model, not a curated record